Molecule: messenger RNA, 1561 nt
Organism: Amphimedon queenslandica
Lineage: Eukaryota; Metazoa; Porifera; Demospongiae; Haplosclerida; Niphatidae
Product: meiosis-specific nuclear structural protein 1-like
Exons: 14
Coding region: 65-1561 (498 amino acids)
Biological process (GO): cilium organization
Cellular component (GO): motile cilium
Source: RefSeq, a predicted model, not a curated record
AUUGCUAUGGCAACAGCGAUAAUGUAUUGACCCGGAUCUAGAUUUUUGAGUGUGAGUUGCAGAGAUGAUGGCUAGAAGGCAAAUACUGUUCACUAAAGGAGAUGUAGACAGAAUGAGAGCCGAGAACAGGAGGAAAGAGGUAGAGAGGACUGAACAGCUCAAAAUGGUGGCACAAGACAAACUAAUGCGGGCCAACAUGGCCUCCGAGGAGAGAGUGGAAAAGAAAAUUCUAGCUAGAAUAUUGCAGCAAGAGGCCACAGAGAAAGAAACAGACGAGAAGAUAGCAGCAUCCAUUAGAGAGAAAAAGUUAAGAGAACAGCAACUGGAGCAAGAGAAAAGAAUAGCUGAAGAGUUACAAAAGAUUAAACUUGAAUCCCAAAGAGAUGAGAGACUUCGUCAACAAAUCAGAGACAACAGUCAGGAGUUGAGAGAGUUAGAGUCAAAGUUACGCGCUGGAUACAUGAACAAGGAAAGAGCAGCUCAACUUCAAGAGAAGAUUGAAAUGAAAGAAAAAGAGAAAUAUUAUGAAGCAGUUCUUGAUGAUAUGAUGAAGAGAGAUUACGAGAAGGCAAUGGAGGAAGACAUGGAGAGACAAAGAGAGAAAGAAGAAGAGAAGUUUGAAUACAGAGAACAGCUGCACAAUCAACUGGAGGAACAAGAGAUAAAGAGGCGAGAGGCUUACGAAGAGUUUUUGAAAGAGAAACUAAUGAUUGAUGAGAUAGUUAGAAAAAUAUAUGAAGAAGAUCAAAGAGAAGCAGAGGCAAGGCUAGAGAAGCAGAGGGCACUAAACAAUAUAUUGAGGAGUCCUUCAGAAGAGAGAAGAGAAUGGAAGAUAAUGGAGAAGGAGCUUAUGGAGGAGGAGAAUAGGAGGAUACUUGAAUUUUGUAACCUGCAGCAAGAGAGGGAGGCAGAGAGGGCACAGAAAGCUAAAGAGGAAGAAGAGAAGAAGUCACAGUUGUAUGCUAAACUAUCAGAAGAGAUUGCUCAAAAGCAAGGAGAAGUGGAAGAAAUGGAGAGGAUACGUACUGAGCUUUACAUGGAAGAGCAAGAAGAGAAAGAAAGACAAAUGGAAAAGAAAGCACUUGAAGCUCAGAUAAGACAAAGACUGGAGCUGCAAGAGGCUCACGAUGAACAUCUCAUCAUGAAAGAAAAGAAGAGAAUAGCAGAACUAGCAGAAGAGGAAGAAUAUAGAAGGCAGUUGAUGGCUAAGUUUGCUGAGGAUGAUCGCAUUGAGCUCAUGAAUGCACAGAAGAGAAGAAUGAAGCAGCUGGAGCACAGGAGGGCAGUAGAGAAACUGAUUGAGGAACGAAGACAAGAGUAUCAGAGACUGAAGGAGCUUGAAGUGUUGGAGAGGAAGGAGGAGGAGAGACAGGAGUCCAUGAGGAGAGCUAUUGUUGAACAAGAGAGACAACGUUUACUGAGAGAACAUGCAACAAAGUUAUUGGGAUACUUACCAAAAGGUGUUUUACGUAACGAGGAAGACCUUUCACACUUAGGACAAGAUUUCAGAGAUACGUAUAAAAGUCAUAGAGUUGACCUGUUUGAUGAUGAAGGAUGGUAA